UCGAGGACACUCUUUGCAUCGCCUAAGUUGUGUGGCCGCUGGUAAAAUUCAGGCAACACCAUGUUCCCUAAUUAUGGCUCUCAUUUACCUGGACCGCUUGAACACGAUAGAUCCGGGCUACAGCUGUCGCAUUACUCCCCACGAGCUGUUCGUUGUAUCGCUGAUGAUUUCAACGAAGUUUUAUGCCGGCCACGAUGAACGGUUCUUUAUUGAGGAUUGGGCUAAGGAGGGAAACAUGACAGAAGACAGACUGAAGGAAAUGGAACUAGAGUUUCUCUCUGCUGUAGACUGGAAUAUAUACAUUUCUAACGAGGACUUCUUUGCCAAAUUGAACAGUGUGGAAAAAACGCUGGCGGAGAGGAAGGAUUACGGCGAGGCUGGCUAACGUACAGUGAGCUAAUCCAACUGCUUCCCAGCUUUGAGUGGACGAAAUUCCUGGCAAACAGCUUUUCCGUUCUGGC
Messenger RNA from Drosophila serrata, 461 nucleotides. Its product is annotated as protein CNPPD1. Gene Ontology annotation, molecular function: protein kinase binding; cyclin-dependent protein serine/threonine kinase regulator activity. Gene Ontology annotation, cellular component: cyclin-dependent protein kinase holoenzyme complex; nucleus. Gene Ontology annotation, biological process: regulation of cyclin-dependent protein serine/threonine kinase activity. NCBI's taxonomy places the organism in Eukaryota, Metazoa, Arthropoda, Insecta, Diptera, Drosophilidae. The record is from RefSeq and is a predicted model, not a curated record.